Molecule: messenger RNA, 1173 nt
Organism: Purpureocillium takamizusanense
Lineage: Eukaryota; Fungi; Ascomycota; Sordariomycetes; Hypocreales; Ophiocordycipitaceae
Exons: 1
Coding region: 1-1173 (390 amino acids)
Molecular function (GO): dioxygenase activity
Source: RefSeq, a predicted model, not a curated record
AUGGCCACUACUGCCGAGGUCGGGAACGUCUCCGCCGCCCCGGAAGCGGAGACGAUGCAGCUCCGCCUGGCGUCCGGCAACGGCCCCAUCACGCGGACCAUCCGCCGCACGCCGCUCCGGGACGCGUCGCCGUCCGAGAUCCCUCUCAUCGACGCCUCGCCCCUGUUCAGCGACUCGUUGGCAGAUCGCCAGGGCGUGGCACGCAAGAUGCGUGAUGCGGCCACCAACAACGGCUUCUUCUACAUCAGCGACCACGGUAUCCCGGCCGAGGUGACGGACAGCGCGCACGAGGCGUGCCUGGGCUUCUUCCGCCAGGGCAUGGAGGUCAAGACGAAGACGGACGCGAACAAGGGCAUACUUCACAACGGAUACCGCGCGCCGGGCACGCAGAGACUCAACCCGGCCGAGGGCGUCGACGUCCGCGAGGCGUACAGGAUUCGCUACGAUCCUCGCAUGGACCCGGCCGUUGCGGACCCGUCGAGCAUCCCGGAGCACGCGGCCAAGUAUUUACAUGCCCCCAACUCGCCCUGGGAGAGCACGGAGAAGUUGCCACACUUCAAGGAGUCGUUUGUGCGCUACUUCCAGGCCAGCCUCGUCCUGGCGCGCGCUCUGACCCGGGCCUUUGCGCUGUCACUGGGACUCGACGAGGACGCCUUUGACGACAAGGUGCAAUACCCAAACGCCUCGUUUGCGCUCAACUACUAUCCCCCUCUCCCCGGAGGCAGCGAUAGCAGCGGCGGCGGCGGCGACAAGGCCACGGCGACGUUGGCGCCAGGGGAUCCCGACGCGCGCGUGUCCAUCGGGUCGCACACCGACUUCCAGCUCUUCACGAUCCUGUGGCAGGACGACAACGGCGGACUGCAGGUGCUGAACCGCCAGGGCCAGUGGAUCGGGGCGCGGCCGGUGAAGGGCACCUUUGUGGUCAACAUCGGCGACUACAUGCAGCACAUCACCAACGGCCUGUACGUGAGCACGGUCCACCGCGUGCAGAACUGGAGCGGGCGCGAGAGGGUGAGCAUCGCCUUCUUCUGGGGCUUCGGGCUGCACGACAGCUGUCGCGUGCUCGACAGUUGCGUGGCCGAGGGGGAGGAGAACAAGUACGACGAGAUGAGGUGCAUAGACUGGUUCAACCGCAGGUUCGAAAACAUGCUGGAUUUGAGCGAGCAAAAGUGA